CGCCUCCACCGCAGAUGAAGGAGGAGCCAGCUAUCCCAGCAGAACCUGCUUGAGGCGGUAGCGGGCCCCAGAACAACCAUCGUGAUAUCCAAGUUGUAGCUUUCAGUCUGUUAGCGAGCAUCAGCGGGCGAAGAUGGUUUUUCCUCAUCUAGGGAUUGCAUUCUUUGUUGUGGUGUGUCUAACCGGUGUAAGUUCCCAGGGAUCUUGUCGCAAAGCCAAACUUUGCUGUUCGGGCAGAGACAGUUCUUGCGUGGUCCAGAAAGCUCCGGUUAAUGCCAUUAUCGAAGAUCUCUCCGAUAAACCCUGUUAUUGCGACCACGCUUGUCUCAAAGUCGGUGACUGCUGCCACGAUUUUAAGGAAGCCUGCGGUGUGACAGACUGCGAAGUGUCGGAAUGGGGUCGGUGGUCUUCGUGCAACGUGGACUGUGGCACGGGUUUCAUGAGUCGAGAAAGGAAUAUAAUUCAGCAUCCUCAGAACGGUGGACGACACUGUCCGGAAUUAAUUCAGAAAAGAGGCUGUUUGGGUACUCGUUGCGAAACUAAAUCGGUUAUUAAAGCACACAGAGAAAUGGCUUUAAUUCUACCAUCCAUGUACUCCCAAAUACGUACAGCCAAUUCUACUAACGAUAUAAGAAAGAACUUGCGACUUCGUUACCCCAAAGAUCCGGCUAAAGAAAGCAGCAAAGAGUAUUGCAUCGUGUUCGAAGUCACUAAAGUCCGCAAGGCGUGCCAUCACAUGGAAGACGAGGUGUCCAAAGUAAUGACGAAAGGAUCUCAGAUAUGCGUAACUUGCGAGCACGCUGCAAUGCGUAAACAUCUAGGUUACAGAUGCAACGGGCACGGGAUCCACAACAAACCGACAAGGUGGGCCACCCUAUCGAAUCCGCAAUGCCACGGACGUUGGAUAAGGAAAGAGAAGAUAGAUCAAUGUCCUUGCCACGAGGGGGGAAAACCGGAUUUCAUAUUCGUCUGAUAUUAAUGAGGAUCGAAUAAAUAAAUAAAUAAAAAGGGAAUAAUCAUUCGUUAACGCAUAAAAAAUAAAACGUCAUCGGUAACACCUACACUUAUUAUUAUUAUUAUUUUUUCUUUUUGUGAAAAACAAUAGCAAAAUUCGCGAUGCUGUCAUUCGAGAUCACGCCGGGUAGAUUCUUGUUUUGUAGCAAGUAUAUCGAGAAUACGCGAUCGUACCAAAUUCCAUUUUGAUAGGUGCUUAACUAUUUCUUUUUCUAGUGUAAAUAUUAAAAAAAGUAGCGGUGUUAAUGUUUGUCUUCCUCUCCACGUUUUUUUUCUUGUUUUUUUUUAUAGAAUAGCUAAUUUGUGUAACAUUACAUUACUUCACUACGUUCGUGAGGUUUUUUUUUACACAAUUUAUAAAUAAAUAUAUAUAUUAUAUGUUGAUAUUCGAAGAUACUCGGAAUAAAUGCCCUUUUAGGCUGCUAUUUUUUACAAUUAAUUAUUCUUUUAUGUUUGUUUUAUUGAAUUUAUGUAUUUGGUUAUAUGUAAUAAAUAAUAUUUAACGUGUU
Messenger RNA from Centruroides sculpturatus (bark scorpion), 1523 nucleotides. Its product is annotated as somatomedin-B and thrombospondin type-1 domain-containing protein-like. The coding region runs from base 134 to 973 and encodes 279 amino acids. The transcript is spliced from 4 exons. NCBI's taxonomy places the organism in Eukaryota, Metazoa, Arthropoda, Arachnida, Scorpiones, Buthidae. The record is from RefSeq and is a predicted model, not a curated record.